CUGCUCGUCUGCUACAUUUGCCGUGGUACAUGGUCGUUCUGGUGUUCUGUGACAUGAUUCGCUUAUUAAUGGUCCGAUAACGUCGGAUCUGCACCUGGACGUUGUUUCAGAAUGGUGUUGCCGUAGUCCCUCGCGUCAAGUGUUCUCUGCUUGCGUGGUUAAAAUGCAGGGCUUCGUCGCGCUUGCUGCUGCAAGGUGCCCGCGUCCUCUGGCCCUCGUUGCGACUUUGGCGCGGCGUCACCUGUGCAGCAAGAGUGACCACCAGAGACUGAUCGUGUGCGAGUCGCUGGCAAGCUCGCGCAAGCUAGUGCGACUUCGCGGUGCCGAGAGCCUAUCCUUCUUGCAAGGCAUGGUCACCAACGACACGCGGCAUCUGAGUGCGGCUAGUGAAGAGGCGGCCGGCGGCAAACCCCGCCGUUGCAUGUACGCGCUCAUGCUAAACAGCCUCGGACGCGUGCUCUACGACCUGCUCGUUUAUCGACCAGGUACCAGCGAGGACGAAGUGCUCGUCGAGUGCGACGCGGACGCCCGGCAGGGCUUGCUGCGACUGCUGAAGCUAUACCGGUUGCGCAAAGCCAUCGAGAUCGAACCGUGCGACGACCUGGACGUCUGGGCCGUCUUCCGUCCUUUCUGCGGUGCCGUGGACGAGCCGCCGCCGCCCGCGGACGACCACUGGCCGGUCGUGACGAAAGGCCGCUGCGUCGUGCGCGACCCGAGGCUCAGCCUCCUGGGGCUUCGAGUGCUAGCGGACGCCGGAGAAGACGUGGCGAACGCCGACCCGACCCUGGUGCGCGCCGACGGCGAGGAACCGAGCUACCCGCUGCUUCGCAUGCAGCUGGGCGUGGGCGAAGGGCUUCGCGAGCUCCCGCCGGCGGCCUGCUUUCCGCUGGAGUGCAACGCGGACUACUUGGGCGGCGUGAGCUUCCACAAGGGCUGCUACGUGGGCCAGGAGCUGACCGCGCGAACGCACCACACGGGCGUGGUGCGCAAGCGCCUCAUGCCGGUCAUCAUGCUACGCGAAACGAGCGCGCCGCUGCCGCCCGACGCGGUGGUGCGGAACGCGGCCGGAGCAGCGCUGGGCAAGCUCCGUGCGCACCGCGGUACGCUGGGACUGGCGUUGCUGCGCGUCCAGGAGGCCCUAGCUGCCGACACGCUGCAAGUGGAGGGCGUGCCGCUGAGCGUCGCUAAGCCCGGAUGGUGGCCGCGCCAGGUCGCGAGGCCGGCCGCUGCAGUCUCUGAGGGACAGGCGACCACGUAGGCCUACCCGAUGUCCAAAGCUUCGCGGAAAUCCUGUGGCCCACACUUAAUACGAUCUAACACGUUGCGUUUAUGCUUGCACUUUGUGGAGUCUUGCAGUUCUUUCGUAUCUCGAGGGCUCCCUUAUAUUAGCGAGUGACGAGAGGUCGCCCCAUUGAUCACAAGCACAAAUAAGGAGCGACUCCAGUUAACACCACUUAGCACAGCCCGCCUGUCUACACUCCUGUAUGCCUCACAAUUGGUUGUCUGCUCAUGCCGUUGUUGCCUCAUAAGAGAUAAUAAUAAUUGAUGGGGGGUUUUACGUCCAAAAACCAUGAUAUCAUUAUAAGGGACGCGGUAGUGUAGGGCUCUGGAAAUUUCAAUAUACGGCUCUGAUUUCAACCAUCUGGAGUUUUUUAACGUGCACCUAAAUCUAAGGGUUUCGUGGGUAGCAUGACAUGAGGGCCAAAGGAGUGGGCUAGGGAAGAUCCAGGCUGCGACAGGGCAAAAGGUAGCCAAAGAAAAAAAAAUAUGUUUAAUUCAUAACAAGGACAAAGUAUGAAGCAUGUGGAUGAAGAAGCUCUCAACGCUAGAUGCACCGGCCUUUUAUAACCAGCGAGACGCUAGGAGAAGAAUGCAGCUCCACAGUUCAGAGAGUGUCCAGUGUCUCUGAUCUGAGAGGGAUGCCAAUAAGGGAGAGAGCACAGCACAUGGGCUGCACAUUCUGAACAACUCGGCGCUGGGGCACAUUCUUCGGAAGCCACGCUCAGAGUCCAGCCUAGGGAAGCCUUUAGGGUCGCAGCACGUUCAUAACAGCCUCCACUGAAAUGUGGCUGCAUCGGCCAAGAUUCGAUCCCGCAACCUUUGGGUCAGCAGUCAAGCACCAUAUUCACUAGACCAACACGAUGGCUGCCUUGUAAGAGAGGCAGAUGUUUUGUUCUUGGGCCUAUGACUGGCUUUGUUUGUUUUGUUAUCUCUUAGGUCUCAUUACCGUUUGCAACUGCAGUUACACGUCUGAAAAGUUGAGUAGCAAGUGACUAACCAAAACAGUCUCUUUUUGGCAAACUUUUAGAGCUGUAGUUAGUUCAGUGAGCUGUUCUCAAUUAGCUACAGUUUGUGUGAACACUGCAAACCACACAUAGAUGAGCAGUGUGGAUGCUGAGGUAUUGAAUACGACCCAAUAUGUGCAUGUACGGUACAGUGCACUAUUAGAGGGAAUAUGGGAACGUGUGGUGGGUGCGCUGUGCAGAUGAUGCUAGGUGAAGAGGACAUGCCAAAUCAUGCACAUGCUCUCCAAGUGUGCAGGGUUUCGUUUCUGUCACUUCGAUAUAUGGUGCCAGAAGGCAAGAGAUGCAAGAUUGUGUGGCUCUGCACGAAGGGGUAUGCACAGCAUAUUAUUUAGAAGCUGUCAGGCACGCCUCUGAAGGCUGCAAAGUGAGGCAACAGGUCACCAAGUGCAUUAAUAAACCCGUAGCGUUGAUGGAGGCAUUGUACCGCUCACUGCCCACAUGCAUGAGUGCAGUCAAUGGCGACAUAAUGCGCACUUAGAAAACGGCCGGUCUGCUAGUCAAACGACAUUUCUUGAAGUAAAUGAAGCCACCCACGAUACAAAUGGUGAGUUGUUUCUUGCGACGUCAUAACUUCAGACCAGAAGGCUUCUUUCACCAAGAGUAAAAGCAAAUGUGGGGUGCAAAUGUCAACACUUGUCCCGUGCUGAAAAUCUGCUUAGAACGAAUAUUUUGUGCAAAGGUUUCAAGCAAGUGCGUUCAUCAAGCAGUGAUAGCACAAUGAGUGGCAGCAGUGCUUUGUUGCAGGCAAUGCGAAAUGUCUCGGCAUUUGAUGCUUGCAGAGCAUGCCUGUGAUGGGGCAUAUUCUUCAUUGCCUCGCAUCUUUAGCACAGCACAGUUGCCAUGUGCUACGAUGUUCCCUCUAACAGUGGACUGCACUGUACAUGCUUUACAAAGACUCACUGUCACAAUGCAUGGCUGUGCUGUCUUAAAUGUUGGCUGUACUAUAACAUGCAAAUAGCGAUGUUAAUAUAGAACUCCGGCGCAACUGACGCAACUCGGUAUAUGCACAGAAACUUGCAUGGCGCAUAUCCUGCUGUAACGAUCAUCCUAU
Rhipicephalus sanguineus (brown dog tick) is the source of this 3357-nucleotide messenger RNA. Its product is annotated as putative transferase CAF17 homolog, mitochondrial. The record is from RefSeq and is a predicted model, not a curated record. Gene Ontology annotation, cellular component: mitochondrial matrix. Lineage: Eukaryota; Metazoa; Arthropoda; Arachnida; Ixodida; Ixodidae. The transcript has a single exon. The coding region runs from base 164 to 1258 and encodes 364 amino acids. Gene Ontology annotation, molecular function: protein binding.